Scatophagus argus is the source of this 3112-nucleotide messenger RNA. It is a transcript of the gene ca10a, whose product is annotated as carbonic anhydrase Xa. Lineage: Eukaryota; Metazoa; Chordata; Actinopteri; Scatophagidae. The transcript has 9 exons. The record is from RefSeq and is a predicted model, not a curated record. The coding region runs from base 704 to 1690 and encodes 328 amino acids. Gene Ontology annotation, molecular function: carbonate dehydratase activity; zinc ion binding.
UUACAAGCCUCCAGGAAUGCAUUCAUAUCUUCAGUGACUACUUCUGUAUGCACGUAGAAAAACACUCCGAAGUCAACAAGCCAAAGCUUUGAUUUUGAUACCCCUAACCAGGAAGCCGUGCUUUUAUUUUCGUACACUUGACGCUGGUCCCUCGCAGUGACGGGGAGAAGUGUCGAUCGGAGGCUCGCCACCUGGCGAUGCGAGUUCUUGAGUUGUGGGGCGUUACCAGGUGUUAGUCUGAUCCCACAGCUUUCCCACCGUGUUAGUGUCCGCUUUCUGUUUCUCUCUCCCCGCACAGAGAGUUUACCCAUACGAUCAUGUGUGACUUUCUGUGAUAAGAACGGGAUGCCCGCUCUGUGAAUCGGCGCCGGAUGGAUGGAUGGAUGUGUACAGCGUUCUAGGGCGCACUGGAAUAACACAGCAAACUGACAGGGGAUCAGUGUUCUGCGCGGCUUUUUUCCGUCUGGAGUUCAUCCUUUUUUUGCCAUCUCUGGAUUUGUUACAUGUAGUGGUGGGAACGUGCAACAUUUAUUCUUAAGCUCUGAUCACCUGCUAUGUGUCUGGUGUGGAAAAUACCUGGUGGAAGGUGUACAGCGGGAUCCAGUCAGGGAGGACAGGACAUCUGCAACUGAUAAAUCUCCUUUUCUAAUUUAUUUCAUUUGUUUUAAUUCUGUGCGUAAUGUACGUGGAAUGAAGACAGAGGAUGGAUAUAAUUUGGGAAAUACUGAUCAUUCUUCAUGCCAAUCUUAUUGUCUGCAUAUCAGCACAACCGAAUCCACCGAAAAUUCACGAUGGAUGGUGGGCGUACAAGGAGGGGGUGCAGGGAAGCUUUGUUCCAGUGCCGUCGUUCUGGGGAUUGGUAAACUCUGCCUGGAACCUGUGCUCGGUGGGGAAGAGGCAGUCGCCAGUCAACAUCGAGACCAGCCACAUGAUCUUUGACCCUUUCCUCACGCCCAUAAAGCUGAACACAGGUGGACGCAAGGUGGGAGGGACGAUGUACAACACUGGCCGCCACGUCUCUCUGCGACUGGACAAGGAGCAUCUGGUCAACAUCUCUGGUGGGCCAAUGACGUACAGCCAUCGUCUGGAGGAGAUCCGGCUACACUUCGGCAGCGAGGACGGUCAGGGCUCUGAACACCUGCUGAAUGGACAGGCCUUCUCUGGAGAGGUUCAGCUGAUCCACUACAACCAUGAGCUGUACACAAAUUAUACAGAAGCUGCUAAAAGCCCCAAUGGACUGGUCAUAGUGUCCAUAUUCAUGAAGAUUGCUGAGACGUCAAACUCGUUCCUGAAUCGAAUGCUGAACAGAGACACCAUCACAAGAAUAACAUAUAAAAAUGAUGCAUAUCUCCUGACUGGCCUGAACAUAGAGGAGAUUUACCCAGAGACAAGUAGUUUUAUCACAUAUGAUGGAUCAAUGACCAUCCCUCCAUGCUUUGAGACAGCCACAUGGAUCCUGAUGAACAAGCCAGUGUACCUCACACGCAUGCAGAUGCACUCCUUGCGGCUGCUGAGCCAGAACCAGCCAUCUCAGAUCUUCCUGAGCAUGAGCGACAACGUUCGCCCGGUCCAGCCUCUGAACAACCGCUGCAUCCGCACCAAUAUCAACUUCAGCAUGCAGGGAAAAGACUGCCCCAACAACCGGGCUCAAAAGCUCCAGUACCGAGUGAACGAGUGGUUGCUAAAGUAGCCUCCCUUGGAUGAGCAUGGAGAUGAGUGUCAGAGAUGGAGAGCGGGACGAAGGGAGGCGGGAGAGAUGUGAAACCGGGCUUAGGGCUGCAUCUCAUCUAAGAUUAUUUCAUGGCAUUGUACAAAGACGAACAACACCGGACAUACGAAUUAAGGAACUUUGCGUUGCGAGCAAAGAGAUUCUUUUCAUACAUUGAGAACAGUUUGAACCCUCGAUCUACCACAUGCAAACAAGCCCUUUCCCCCCACUGUACAACUAUAUCUACAUGGACAUUUUGAUACCAAUACUUUUUUUGGGAAAAUACCAAAAAAAAAAAAAGACACUUGGAAACAAAUGAAAAAAAAUAACGUGGAAGCAUUUAUUUGAUAGCCUCCCAGCCAAGUAGGAAAACGUUGGGACUUUAAAGCCUUUGUACAUAAAAUUGUAAGUGGGACUAAGUCACUGACCCCCAUCCCUCUGGUCAAGGCAAAGUGGUGAACAGCACUCACAAGGACAUUUCAUUACAGUCACAAAACAAGGCAUGCAAUCAGCAAAAACCAUGAAGGAGGGAGCACAGCCUUACCUUGUCAUUUUCCAAAACUAGUCAUGUCAUGGGAGAUGAGCAGAUAUUUACAGGCUUUCUUAAGGCCUCAGAGCAACCAGUGUCUUGGCCUCGUUUGUACAUAUUAUAAUUAUCAAUACUGCAGAAAAAUGAAUAUUUAAAGAAAAGUAAUGAAUUAACAUUCAAAAGAUAUAUUAAGAUGAUUUAAAAAAAAAAAAAAGAAAAAAGACAAAAAGUUGAGAAUUUUAAAAAGCUUGGCACACUUUGAAGUCUGGAACAGUUCUCAGUCUGAGCUGAUGCCUUUUUUUUCUGUUUUAUUGUUUACAAUGGUCAUACACUGUGUUUGAGUAAUGUUAUCAGCCCAAUAAAUGUGUCUGGAAAGUUCACUUUGGAAAAUGCUUCACUAUAUGAGGAUCUGACUUAUUGUACCUGUACCUGUUUUGUACUGUUCCAUAUUAAAUGUGUUGAUAUGUCAAUAUUCCUCCUCAUGGGCAUGCUCAAUAACACUGGCAUCACAGAGGAAGCAUUGCUCAGAGAUUACAAUCACAGAUAUCAGGGCAGCGUUUGCUUGACAGGGCCUGUAAAUGAAUGGCACAGGACAGAUUACAGUCUGGUUUUCUUUCCUUUGUUUGCGUGAUACAGCUGAAGCUUAUCAGCCCUGCACAGAAGAAGCUCAGGGUUACCGUGACCUGUCAUAGUCUUUCAAAUCACAUCAGCGGUCAUCGGGGGGAGUAGAAGGAGAAAGGAACCUCCUCUCCGAUAUGAGUACACGACUAACAAGGUCAAAUAUACGGUGUGGUUCUGCCCACAGGGAGCCGAGGAAAAAGUCAGCCUUGACUUCAUGACUGGUCUACUUGGUGGUUACAGAAGGUCAGGACAAA